AUGGCGGGAGCCAUUAACCUUUGCGGUUCUAAGUCAGCCGCAUUACAGAAUCUAGCGGUGUCUUUCAAGGACACAAAUCAUGUAUUCCUUGGUGGGUCAUCGUUGAAGGUCAAGGAUCUCUGCUGGGAAUCCAAACUCAGAUUCUCCAGCAGUAGAAGAGCAAAAAGACUGGGGCUUGUAGUUGCUGCUGUAGAAGAAGAAACCAUCUCAAAGGGAAGCUCUGAUGGCAGGUUUUACUUCAACUUCACUGGCUUUCCUUUUCCUCUUGGCCCUUUUCUCAACAGGCGUACCCUUAGAACUGAGGCUGUGAAAGGAUCCAUAUGGCUGUUUGAACAAGAACAAGCAUUAGGGUUCAGCAGUGUCUCCACAAACAUCAGAAUGACAGUCAUCAAGCUCAAAUCUGGAGGCUUGUGGGUGCAUGCUCCCAUUGCCCCUACAAAGGAGUGCGUUCAGGUUCUUCACCUUUAACUUUUGAUAUCCUAAUUGCAAGGAAAUUAUAUAAGAUCGAUAAUUGAGCCUCUUAGCAACUCAAAUUAUGAAGAUGAGACGUAAAUUUCAGAGACUCUGACCGAGAACCGGGAACUCUCUUGUUUGAAUCCUCACAACUUCUGGGAUAUGAUUAAAGUUCCAUGCUUGGAUCUCUUCAAUCAAAUCAAGAGUUAUUGAGAUGAAUUUGUGUUUACAGUCUAUUAAGUACAACUCGUGGCUUUGCUGACUAGAGAUCAUGGUUUAUGUUUGUCGCAGCUUCUGAAGGAGUUGGAUGCCCCUGUGGAGUAUAUCAUUCUGCCUACAUUUGCUUAUGAGCACAAAAUUUUUGUUGGUCCGUUCUCUAGAAAGUUCCCCAAGGCCAAAAUAUGGGUUGCACCAAGGCAGUGGAGUUGGCCAUUGAAUUUGCCUCUUGAAUUCUUCGGGAUCUUUGGUGCCAAAACUUUGAAAGACGAGGAUUUGUCAACCCCAUGGGCAGAUGACAUUGAGCAAAAGGUUCUUAGCGCACCAGAAGUUGGACUUGGACCUUAUGUGGAGGUUGCUUUCUAUCAUAAGCGCUCGAGAUCACUUCUGGUGACCGAUGCAGUGAUUUUUGUACCAAGAAAGCCACCUGAUUGUAUUGGCAAGGAUUCACUGUUAGCUUCUGCGAAGAAUGGGUUAGCUGUGAAAAUCCUUAGUAAAGGGAAGGAGGUACCCGAGGAUCCCGUUGUUGAUAAUCCAAUGACCCGUCAAAAGGGGUGGGAAAGAAUGGUUCUCCAAAUCCUAUUCCUCGGACCAUCAAACCUGUUAGAACCCAAUACCAGUUUUGCUCAGAUGUCGCAGAAGUUGAUAGUCUCGCCCAUUAUAAAGACACUAGUAUUCAGCAAAGUCCCAGAAAAGGUAAGAGAUUGGAUAGAUAGGAUUGGGAAGGACUGGAGAUUCAAGAGGAUCAUCCCAGCUCAUUUUGCUGCUCCAGUGAAUGCCAGUAGGUCAGAUUUCAUGGCUGCAUUUGCAUUUCUGGACGAUCUACUGGGGGAACGAUAUGUUACUCGGCCAUCACUAUCUCUCCUCUUCGCAUCCAUCAUGGGGAAAGCUGCAACUUACUUUCCUCCAGAUGACAUGAAGACUCUAUCAUCCCUUGAUCAGUUCUUGGUUUCUGUUGGUGCAGUCAAGAAGACUGUCUCGGGCCGCCGGAAGAGAAAAACAGCAUUCUAGAACUGCAAUGUAAGCAUCAUCAGUCUCUAGUACUUGGUGAUAAUACACAAGUACUUGUGCCACAGUUUAGUCGUCAUACUGAAUCCAAAUUCCACAAAGUUGAAUAUAUAUAUAUAUAUAUAUACCGUCGAUUUAAGCACGCAUAAAUGGUUUCGACCCACAUUUUCUCCGUUUCCUCGGAUUUCGAAUAGUUUUGCAGAACAAGUUGCAAUUGCAGUGUGUUUCUUGUGUCCUUUGUGGUCAUGGAUCAUGUGGACGAAUUUGUCAUGAUUAACGUCUGAUGAAGGGAUAUGUGUUGCUUGUUGUUAUGAUGUGAUUGUUGUUGGAACAUUGUUUAUCAUAUGUUUGAUGAAAUCUGUUGCUGGACUAUCGGUUGGCCAUAACUGUGGUACCCGCCAAAGCAACAUUCAUCCAUAUAACUAGUUUCAUAAUGGAAAAUUGGCCGGCGUCCCAUUCCCAA
Molecule: messenger RNA, 2140 nt
Organism: Linum tenue
Lineage: Eukaryota; Viridiplantae; Streptophyta; Magnoliopsida; Malpighiales; Linaceae
Source: the annotation of a GenBank genome assembly